AUGGUUAUGAAAGAGCAGCUAGACAGCAAGUUCGCUGUUAUACAAUAUGGGCAAGAGCAACUAGACAGCAAGUUUGUGGCUAUACAAAAACAAAUGAAGGAUGACCAACAACUGCUUUUAUUCGCCGUCAGCGAAAAGAGGGUAGCGCGCCUUGAAACAUUAAGUGUAGCAGCAGCUGGUUCUGGUGUAGUUGGCAUAGUACAUGCACCCAACGUGAAAGUACUCUCCGACGACGGCAGUACUUCAUGGAUUGCGUACUAUCAGCAAUUCCAGACUGUCACUACGGUAAAUGGUUGGACUGACAAACAGUGCCUGACUGCCCUCACUGUCGCCCUUAGGCGGGCAGGCGUUGACAGUUCUAGAGGCACUGCCUAG
This is a messenger RNA of Arctia plantaginis, 375 nucleotides long. NCBI's taxonomy places the organism in Eukaryota, Metazoa, Arthropoda, Insecta, Lepidoptera, Erebidae. The record is from the annotation of a GenBank genome assembly.